Corticium candelabrum is the source of this 5444-nucleotide messenger RNA. Its product is annotated as usherin-like. NCBI's taxonomy places the organism in Eukaryota, Metazoa, Porifera, Homoscleromorpha, Homosclerophorida, Plakinidae. The transcript has 24 exons. Bases 1 to 5217 code for a protein of 1738 amino acids. The record is from RefSeq and is a predicted model, not a curated record. Gene Ontology annotation, biological process: semaphorin-plexin signaling pathway; positive regulation of cell migration; neural crest cell migration. Gene Ontology annotation, molecular function: chemorepellent activity; semaphorin receptor binding.
AUGUCGGUGCUGUGUGUUGCCGUCUGGAUGUCUGUCUUUGUGACAACUGCGGCGCAGCAACGCUGCACGUCAGACCUCAAGCAGCCCAUAGAUGCAAGUGUGGUGAGCUAUUGUGCUCCGAAUAUAAAGAACUACAGUCAUCUCUUGAUUGACAGUGAUAACAAUCAGAUUGUUGUAGCAGCAAGGUCUGAGCUUGCCCUGUUGCCUUACAAUUUGUCGGCAUCACUGGCUACACGGAAAAAUGUAUCUUCAUCACUCGCUCAAAUCAAGACGUGCAGACUCACACUCAAAGAGGCCACAUGUUACAAUUUCUUCAAGUUGCUCCUGAAAGACACAAAGUCGAACAACAUCCUAGCAUGUGGGACAAACGCCAAGAAACCUCAAUGUCAUUUCUACGACAGUUCAACACUUGCUGAUGCCACACCGUCAGUAUGGAGUUCAAUAGGUGACUUUGAUGGAUAUGUACCUGAGCGUUCCGACACGUCGAGCACAGCUGUGUAUAUCUCAGACACUGGCAGUGUGAUUGCCGGCUCUUCUCGGAGACCGAGUACAUAUGCCAUUUCACGAUUUACUCCCGGCGGAACUCUGAAAGAGAUCCGUACUACAUUUGAUACACAACGAUGGCUCAAUUCUCCUGAGUUUGUGUCGUCGUACUCGAUUGGUUCCUAUGUUUAUAUCUUUCUACGGGAGACGGCAUUGGAAACUGAUUCUAAUUAUCAGUAUUCAAGAGUGGCUCGUGUGUGCAAGGAUGAUCCAGGAGGCAUGUUUUUCCUUCCAUCCGGGUGGGUGUCAUUUGUGAAGAGUCGAAUUUCUUGCGAAGUACCAUUGUCAACUCCAUCAUUUCACUACAACCAAAUCAUUUCCACUGCAUUUGUUGCAAAUGCGAAGUACAGACCUGAUGCUGCUAGUCAGAAACUGUUUUAUGCUGUCUUUAGGGGAUCAACAGGUUCUCCUUCUAGCACAGCCGUUUGUGCAUAUGGAUUGGAUGGCGUGUACUCUAACGAUCUGUCCUCUGUUUAUGAUGGUCCCUACUAUUUCUAUGACAACGGAUUCAAGACAGGAUCACCCAAUAGGUUUACGUGUUCAACUAUACGAACAGAAGGUGAUGCAAAUAAGUAUCAACUGACUGUCAACCAAGUCCAACAAGUCACCCGUUUUCCUCUCUACAGAAUAAAUGGUGCAAGUGCAACUGCUAUUGCAGUCGACCAAGUAACAUCAGACAGUCAGACAUACGAUGUCAUCUUCCUUGGUUUUGAUGAUGGAAAAGUCAGAAAGAUCGGCCACGUGAAGAGCUCAACUGGCAGUUGGGAGUCAAAAGUCAUCGAGACAAUUCAAGUGGCAGUCGGUGAGCCAAUCGUUAAGCUGGAAGUUUUGGGAAACAACGACAUCACCAAGAGGCUUCUCUUUGUUGUGAGCGACUCGAAGGUUUCACAACUGCCUCUACACAGAUGUGAUCGAUAUACGACAUGCAGAGAUUGUGUUGAAGCUCAGGAUCCCUAUUGUGGAUGGUCAUCGUCUCAAGCUGGUUGUGUCGCCUCUGACACGUCUGGUGCUGUUCAGAAUGUCUCGAAUGGCGUGUACAAGUCGAUAUGCCCGAAACCACCGACUACGUGCACAAUGAGUGUAAAGACUAGGACGUCUGAUAGUAUUACGUUGAGCUGGGUUAUGGACUCGACUCCGUCUCAACCGUAUGAUAAUCCCAGAUUCUGGCUAUAUCAGGGAGGUCAAAGUCUCAUCAAUGUCAGCAGCUCAACUUUAGAGCAUAAAAUCUCGCAAUUACAACCAUACACAAGUUACGAUUUCUCUAUCAUCCCUGUGAAUAACUACGGAGUCGGAACUGAAUGUGAACUGAAGAAUGUGAUCACUCAAGCUCAAGCUCCAAGCAAGGUCGUGCCCACAGUAAAUGUUCGAUCGUCUACUGAGACAGAAAUCCGGUGGUCAGAGCCACAACAGACAAAUGGUCCACUCAGUAAAUAUGAGAUCUAUGUGUCUGAGAACGGAGGCAGCUCAUCCCUACUAAAAACUGUAACAGACAUCAGCAAGUUUAACUACAAGGAACCACACACAAAUUUGAAACCUUAUACAAAAUAUUCCUACUUUGUGAAGUCAUGUACAGACGAUGGCACCUCACGCUGCUCCGACAGUGACAGCAUCAUGGCCCAAACCUUCAAUGAUUUUCCUUCUAAACCUCGUCUUGUUGUAGCCACAGCAGUAAGCAGUACAGAGAUGAACGUGAAAUGGAUGCCUCCUUCAGUGCCCAAUGGAAUGUUAACCGGUUAUCGAGUCAUAAAGCAACCACAUGGAGACCAAAUUCCAUCUUGCUGCAUUGGGACACAGACGAGUAUUGCUGUCCAGGGUCUCCUGCCCUACACAGACUACACAUUCACAGUUGAGGCAGUAACUUCUCGUGGUUAUGGCCCCUCUUCUGAUGCUGUUACUGAAAAGACGUCUGCUGGGCUACCUGAUGCACCAGCAGCACCGGAAUUAAUAGCUUCGUUUUACCCGGACACUCCAUAUAUUCUUGUGAAGUGGAGCAAGCCGAGGAAUCUCAACGGUCAGCUUGUUGGCUAUGGGUUGUGCCGCAGUAAUGGAACGUGUCACAUGUUUGAUGCGUCAACAUUAUCAUUCAACGACUCGAACGUUCAACCCUGCGUGACAUACACCUACUCCAUCAGUGUCCUGACGAACGGAGGAAACGCCACAAGCCCGUCAUCCCACACUCUCAUCUCCACCAUUCCCGGUUAUGUCACGAGUCUCACGUCACACGUGCUGAGCGCAUCAGAGAUACAACUAUCGUGGAAGACGCCCAACAACAUGAGGGAAUGCAUCGUCGAGUACUAUGAUGUCAUACAAGAUGGAACCCGAGUUUGUUGCCAUGGAAAUCAACUGACCUAUUUUGCAUCGACUCUGACCCCCUUUAGUGCAUACACAUUCCAAGUUGCUGCAGGAACGAUCGCAGGUCAAGGGUCAUUCAGGUCAACGUCAGCGACGACUCUGCAAGCUCGACCAGAUGCUCCGGUUAGUUUGAUGGUGACGUACUCGAAUGGCAUAGCGAUACUCACAUGGAAACCGCCCGGAGUGAAUCGUGGGACACUGACAUCAUAUAAUAUAUACAAAAACAGCGUGUUAGUCGGGACGGUCAUUGCCACUGUGACGUUGUAUAACGUACCACGUGACUUUGUGGAGCCGGGAAAAUCAGCGAAGUACACGAUCACUGCAUGGAACGAUGUAGGAGAAAGCCCGCCGUCUUCAUCGAGGGUUGUGAUGCGUGACGAGGAAGCACCCGAUCAGUGUGCAGCGAUAUAUGCUAUACAGUCGGGCGACAAUUCGGUUUUCGUCUCGUGGCUUCCGCCUGUUGUAUCAAAUGGUGUGGUGACGUCAUACACAUUGGAGUAUGUGAAGGGAGGAUCGGGCAAUGAGUACGUGGGAUUAAACCGUGAACAGAAUGUCACCGGUUUGAAAGUCGAUACGACGUAUGCAUUCAGAGUGUUUGCUACAACGGGUGGCGGGAACGGUGGCGUCAUUGUUUCGAAUGACGUCGUUGUGAAGAAGAGAGGCGGGGCGACGAUUUCGGUGUGUCCGACUGAUGGACCGACGACGCUCAGCCCAAUGCAACCGACAAAGUCACAAACGAAUCGGCCACCGACAGUUGCUCCUACGGCUGCUGAUAUAUCAGCUGCCACCGUGUCGUCACAGGAAAUCAGUUUGACAUGGAGGAUGCCGAGUUCGAUGUCCGAAUCGGAUGUAACGCGCAUUGUUAUCAAACAAAGUUCGGCGAUUUCUGGCGGUCAAAGUGAAAUCUGUUGUCAAGAUGUGAAGCGGACGUACCGAGCUGUGGGGUUAGUGCCGCACACGAAGUACACGUUUUCUCUGUUUGUUGUACUCAAGUCGGACGGCGAACGUGAUCUACAAGUUUCUGCGUCUUCUGUGACGAAUCAGGCUGCUCCAAGUGCUCCACUCAAUGUUCGCUCUGCUGUGAUUGAUAUUAACUCAAUAACAGUGGAAUGGGACGAACCGACGUCACCAAACGGUGUCAUUACGUCAUACGACGUGUAUAGAGAUGGUAACCUGGAAGACACAGUGAAUGGAUCAACGAGACAUUUCACUGUCAGUAAUCUUGAACCAUACAUGAACUACCAGUUUAGAGUGCGGGCGUCCACGGUGGCUGGUAGUGGUCCGUUCUCGUCUCGUCAUGUAUUCAGGACGAGGGAGGCCGCCCCCGGGAAGAUGAACCGACCGAGACUCGCCGCAGUCAGUACCUCAAUCAUGUACAUCACGUGGGAUCCACCAAGCCAACCGAACGGCCAACUCACCGGAUACAAACUAUACAGAAAACUGGCAACGGGUGACGACACCAACUUGUGUGGAGUGAACACGGCGACGACCGCUGUGACCGAAACGAUCAUCGACGAUGGAACUCGACUGAAUGCACGAGUCACUAAACUCCUAGUCGGGACGGCCUACUGUUUUGCCAUCCAAGCGAAAACGGCCGUCGCCUAUGGCGACGUCAGUGACUAUGUGGCUGGUAGGACGUUCGAUAUCGCAUUCGUUGGCGUCACCAAUUUUUCCUGUCCGAGUGUCAAUUUCUUCAACGAUUACACCUUGUGGAAAAACGGUCUCUCUCGGGAUCUACCGACGACCGAGGCAUCUGUGAAUCCUACGAUUAUCAUUGGAGAUCUGAAAACUGGUUCGGAUGACUCGCCCACGGUUGUCGUCAUCGUCGGUGUGAUCGCGGGAUUGGCCAUCAUUACGACGUUCGUGUUGGGCGUCAUGCUGUUUUGCAUGUGCCGGAAGGGACAGUUUGAUGUCGAUAUGGAAGUCGGGAAGGAUUUUGGGCGGCCGGUGUCUGCAACGGCUGUGAAGAUGGAUUUGCAUGGAAACAGUGACGGAAAGGCUUUUAUGAUGCAGAGUACGGGAAGCGGGACGUCUCGGGUUCAGAAUGCAGUGCCGCCUGAUGUCUUGUCGGGCACUUCGACUGGCGGUGAGAGAGUGUCGAAUGCGUGGAUGGAUACCAAUUGUAAUGGGGCACAAACAGCUGGACGUUUGGGUGUUGCCAGUGGCAUAUACGAACCAAUUGAGAAACAAAAACACGAACCACAACCACCAAGCACAGCACCACCAGACGACCUCGACGAGACAGGCGAAACACUCAACUUAACUGCAGAUACAGAAGUGAUCGAUUAUGAAGACUGUGAGACAACUGAUGUCAACGCUUAGUACAUGGAUGACCCUCCAAGUGAGCCAUGUAUAUUAUCCAUUUUACUAUUUAUAUUGCAUGCGCAUGUGCAUUUUGCUAACGGCAGUGAACUACGCUGGAAAUUUGAUGGACUUUGUUGUUAUAUUUUCUAAGUGUUUGUCAGGUGGCUACUACUUGGUCGAGAUUUGAAAGUUUGUACUAGAGUGGGUGUAUAUAAUGUUAGCUAAGGUCAACAUUCUGAUUAAGA